This is a messenger RNA of Penicillium longicatenatum, 1743 nucleotides long. RefSeq names its product nuclear distribution protein NudE (gene nde1). Gene Ontology annotation, biological process: chromosome segregation; mitotic centrosome separation; vesicle transport along microtubule. The record is from RefSeq and is a predicted model, not a curated record. Gene Ontology annotation, molecular function: microtubule binding. Lineage: Eukaryota; Fungi; Ascomycota; Eurotiomycetes; Eurotiales; Aspergillaceae. Gene Ontology annotation, cellular component: kinetochore; centrosome; kinesin complex. Bases 1 to 1743 code for a protein of 580 amino acids. The transcript has 2 exons.
AUGCCUGCCGCCGAUGAAGUGCCUUCUGAGAAGAAGACCACCAGCAGCUCAUACCGAGACGAGCUUGCACACUACAAAGCCCAAUAUGAGCAAUUAGAGUCCGAGCUUGCGGAUUUUCAACUCUCCAGCCAUGAGCUCGAGGCCGAGUUGGAGAAGGACAUUGAAGCUUCAGAGAAGCGUGAGCGCCAGCUGAAGGAAAAACUGGAUACCCAGCGGUAUGAGGUGGAGGAGUGGAAGACGAAGUAUAAGCAGUCUAAAGCCGAAGCCAACGCCGCCCAAAACAACCUACAGAAGGAGAUUACUGCUCUCCGCGACACAAGUCGUUCCCUCCAGCUGAAGCUACGUGACAUUGAGGUUGCAAACGACGACUAUGAGCGACAAGCCCGGAAUACCACAUCGUCCCUGGAGGACUUGGAAUCCAAGUACAAUAUGGCCAUUGAGCGCGGAGUGCUGCUGGAGGAGGAGAUAAGGGCAGGUGACCAGGAGCGCGAAAGUCUCCGGAUCGAUAACCAACGCCUGCGAGACGAACUGUCCGAUCUUAAGGUCGAGGCCGAGAUUGUCCAGGAGAGACUGCGACACGCCGAGGGACAUGGAUACCGUCGCCGCAAGCCGACACCCCUAUACCGCAGCCCCUCGACCCCGCAGACUUUUGAAAUCUUCGACCGCUCACCUGGCACUGCCACAUCGUCACCUGUUUUUGCGACACCACCAGCCAAAUCUUCAUUAGCAUCCGCUACUGCGACUCCUCCGUCGCCUCCCAUCUCCGAGGCCUCGACUAACUUCCGCAAGUCCAUCAAUGCUACCCCUACCUUCCCUCGGACAAGAGUUGCGGGUGCAGAUGCUGUCAACUCUCGGACUCUACAUCAAGCAAGAACCCAACCCCGUCCGAAUCAUUCUCGGGCCUCGUCCCUCGCCUUUAGCACUGCCAGUCGCUCCACUCCCUCUGUUGCCUCUCGCACUAGCAUGACCAGAAUGAAUGCGCCACGCACGUCGGGAUUGCCCAAAUCCGGGUCCUUGUACCAGAUUCGGGGCUUGAUCGGGAAGAUGCAGAAGCUUGAAGAGCGAGUGCAAUCUGCCAAGUCACUACUUCCUGCGCCUUCUGACACUUCGUCUCGAGGCUCUCCUCGUUCCGGAUCUGUUGUGGGCGACAGCCCAGUCCCAUCGACGGUCACCGUGCGGAGAAGCUCCUCCAAGCGCUUGAGUGGGAGCAGUUAUGGUUCCUCGGUGCGAGACAGCGAAGGCAACCCGUCAUAUCUUCCCCAGAAUCGCCAGUCGUUUGGUGCAAGUGCACGGACCGGGGACAGUCGCCCCAGUAGUCGGACUAGCUACUCGAGCCGCAGUUCGUUCAGCCAGAGCGUCCACUCAGGCGUACCCAUUCGCCCCGAGAGUCGGCAGAGUCGUCCCGGUGCCAAAACCCCGCUCGGCCAUUAUUCUACCAACCCCACCACCGAAAGCCGACGCCCUCGCUCUUCUCUGAGCAACCAUAACGGACAAACCCCUUCUGUGGGCAGUAUGUCCAACAUCGAUGAGGAUCGAGACAUUUCGAGCCCGACGACCCCGACGUCCCGCAUUCCACUGGAUUUCCGACGGCCAUCGAUCUCGGCCACCCCAGGAUUGAAGAAGCGCACCACUAGUGGCGUUUCGGCCAUCCCCACUCCCCGAAGCUUUAAGACCAGUAUCGGCCCGGGAGGGAUGCCACCGCCCGACCGGAAGCAGGCCAAUGGGCUCGGCGAGACCUUUUAG